AUGGAUAAACUCUGUUGGUACCUCUACUUUCUACUCACACUGACCUGCUCUCGAAAAGGUUUUACUGAUACAAGCAGAUUAAGUGGUCGCUCAGACGUCAAUCACGGUCCAUCCAACAGAGCUAUAGACUGGAUUGCACAAUUCCGUUUGAAUAUCAGUUCUGUCAUUCAAAUUCAAGAGAAUGAGCAGGAAGUUCUGGAAUUUUUGAAUGCCCCUAUCAAUCCAGAGGCUGGCGAAGGGGAAGGGAUCGAAGCUUCCGAUACUCCUGUUACAGGUCCUCCACGAUCUCGCGAGCGUCCAUCAAUCAUUUUAACGAUGACUCCCGAGGAACAAGCUGCUAUCAACCGCCUCAAAGCCCUGGGGUUCCCCGAAGAGUUAGUAGUUCAGGCAUAUUAUGCGUGCGAAAAGAAUGAGGAGGCUGCUGCUAACUUCCUUCUCAGUGAGACGCUCGACGACGAGAUGGCAUGAUUGUCCGUCAGUUUCCCCUGCGUUACACUUGGCUCACUUGUGCAUCAAAUUGUGUUUGACCCUCUCACGCGCAUGUACUUAAAUUGCCCCCUUUUAUUUUUCAAUUGUCCUUCCACAGUAGCCAUGUUAAACCGCGCUCCUGAAUCCACUUCCUUCAUACUUUCUUCCUUUUGCGCAUAUGCUCUUCCAUGUAGCACUUACGUUUGCUCGCUACAUCGGCUGGUUUUCCAUUGUUGUUCACAGUGCCAUAGGAAGUUGAUUUCGGCUCCCUAUUGACUGUAUAUGCUCAUUCUCGCUUCCUUACUUUCCAACAGUUUUUUUCCUUCUACUCUUGUAAGCCUGUUGCACAACCACAUUACACAUGUGAUUAUCUUCAGCCGGCUGUUGACGACACGUUCACAGUUAAGAAAAGCAUCUCGCUCCAUUUGGCGAAAUUUACCAGGUUUAUAAUCCAGAACUCAUCUCAAUACAUGUUUUUGUUAUGGA
This is a messenger RNA of Dicrocoelium dendriticum, 954 nucleotides long. The record is from the annotation of a GenBank genome assembly. Lineage: Eukaryota; Metazoa; Platyhelminthes; Trematoda; Plagiorchiida; Dicrocoeliidae.